AUGAAUCCCAUCACGCCGACGACUCCCAAUCAAGCGCGCAAUGGCAAUGGGCAAUUUGGCCAGCACAAUUUGAGCCCAACGAGCCUACGAGCUCAGAACAGCAAGAGGGCUCGCGACAGCGAUGACGGCGAUGAUGGGAAUGGAGGCACAUCGCCAAUUGAUUCCGGCGGUAGAGGCUUGAAGCAGCCUGCGAUCAAGCGCGCUUGCAAUGAGUGCCGCCAGCAGAAGUUGCGAUGCGAUGUUCAACAAGAUCCCUUUGUUCCUUGCUCACGAUGCCGCAAACACAAGCUCACAUGCUUGAUUGAGCCCAAUUUCAAGCGCGUCGGCAAGCGAAGCAGACAUGCUGAAAUGGAACGCGAGAUAGCAGAGCUCAAACAACAAGUGAGCAGGAUGUCGGGACAGCCUAUACAGCACUCUUCGGCGUCUACACCGUUCUCAGGCGGCAUACCACAAAUCGAAACGUAUAACAGGUUGCAGAAUGAAGACGAGUUUCUAGGUCCACACCAGGCUGUAGCCUCACUGCUUGAUCUAAGAGGAGGAAGUCCAAGUGGCGUUAAACUACAUGCCCUUGGUGAACUACUUUAUGCCCCAGAUCGAGUCAAUGAGUUGUUCAAAAUCUUCUUCGAUCAAUACCACCCUUAUCUACCGUUUCUCGACCCUGACCAGUCACCAGACCAAUACCUGAAAGAUUCAAGGUUACUUUUCUGGACUAUUAUUGCCGUCGCUGCGCGCAAGUCAGACCCGCGAGACUACGAGCGAAUGAAGAAUCCCUUGACAGGAUUAUUAUGGGGGACCAUUGCCGAAGUUCCUGGAAAUCAUCACGUCGUCAAAGCGCUGUGCUUGCACUGCACUUGGCCACUUCCUACCGAUCGGACGUCGACUGAUAUUACCUUUAUGUUAUGUGGACUCAUGAUGCAGGUUGCCAUGCAAAUUGGCCUGCAUCAACCGGCGCAUGCAGACGACUUCUCCAGAUAUAGAAUUCAGCUCCAGAGAGAAGAUAUAGAUGAUCGCACACGAACGUGGGCAGUUUGUAACAUUGUCGCCCAGUCCGUAUCCACAGGUUACGGGCAGCCUCCAAACACCGAAUAUGACUCGACCCUAAAAUUCAUCAAGUAUAAUCCGAAAGAGCCCCUUACGGCACUCUCACCUCAAUUGUUCGCAAGGCUGCGGCUUGAGAUGGCCGCUGAUAGGAUUGUAAGGAAUAUCUAUGCUAAUCAUGUUCUUGACGAGUCCGGAAAUACCUUCUAUCAUCCGCAUAACCAAGACGCACCGUCUUUCGCGAAAAUUGAGGUCGAAUCACUGUUUCGCGAGACCCUUGAUAUGGAGCCUCUGUUCACUGAUAUCGAAUGGCUUUACCAGAAGGCAGUCCAUCUACACCUCCGAUUAUAUUCUUUCUUCGACACAACUUCCGAUCCCAGGAUAAGGAAGGAUCUACUGGAGUUGUAUAAUGCCGCCACAUCAUUUAUUGACCAGGCGAUGCGCCUACAUGAAGCGCAACGUCUUCAUCACGCUCCAAAUAUAAUUUUUCAGAUGCUUUUGGCGGCGGGAUUUGCCCUCUUAAAGUUAUGCAACUCUGACUAUACAGUUCAUUACAUCAAUUGCGAUAGUCGCAAGUAUUUCAGUAAUGCUGUACGUAUGGCUCGUUGUUUCUCUACGAAGCAGAACGAUCUACCAAUGCGUCUCUGCGAAGUUCUCGCACAAUUGUGGAAGGAAUCUGGCAGCGGGGGCGCGUCCAACCCGUCAAAAUCGAACUCACCCAUGGCGGCCAUACAUACUCCUUUCAAUCGACAAGGCAGCUUCGACAUGUCAGAAGACGCCGUUCGUCUCAAAGUCCGCAGUCGAAUGAGCAUGAGUGUCGUUUUCGACAGUGUAUGGCGCUGGCGCGAGACACACGUGAAAGAGCAACUCGAAACCGCCGUGCAGAACCCAACCAAUCCAGACUCAAGUUCCAACUCAACGCCACCGCCAGGUCUUGCGAACACUAGUGGAGCAGAUCUCAGUGUUCUGGACGGUAGUCUAGGCAUUCCUGCUAGUAUUGGUGGCCCAGCUGCUACGGCAGCCUUGAACAUGCCUUUAGGCAUGGCAAAUGGGCUUGCUAAUACAGCAGCAAAUAGCUACGAGUUCUUUGACCCGGUCAGCUGGGUAUUAGAUUUCGAUCAGGAAUGGAAUACAGACUACAAUGCUGGGUUCCCCAAUUUUCCUCAGUAG
Messenger RNA from Pseudovirgaria hyperparasitica, 2208 nucleotides. RefSeq lists its product as uncharacterized. The transcript has 4 exons. The record is from RefSeq and is a predicted model, not a curated record. Gene Ontology annotation, biological process: DNA-templated transcription; regulation of DNA-templated transcription. The coding region runs from base 1 to 2208 and encodes 735 amino acids. NCBI's taxonomy places the organism in Eukaryota, Fungi, Ascomycota, Dothideomycetes, Acrospermales, Acrospermaceae. Gene Ontology annotation, molecular function: transcription cis-regulatory region binding; zinc ion binding; DNA-binding transcription factor activity, RNA polymerase II-specific. Gene Ontology annotation, cellular component: nucleus.